CUUUUAUAUAAACUGGUUAUUCAGGUCAGACCAACCCAUUUAUGUGAAUUUUGUUUGGACACUAUUAAUAAUUGGAUCAAGUUUGAGACUUGUAAUACUGAAACCUCGACAUAAUUGAAUCAGAUCAGAUCUCUUGCCGGCGGCCAAGCCUCUCUUCUCUGUGGUUUCUCUCUUCCCAUCAAUUUAGAUUUUAGACGAGGAAUAAUAUGGAAGAACUGAAGCUGAUCGGUUCGAAAAAGAGCUUAUUUUGUACGAGAAUAGAGUGGGCAUUGAAGCUGAAGGGUGUAGAGUAUGAGUAUUUGGAGGAAGAUUUGGGAAACAAAAGUCCAAUUCUGCUCAAGUACAAUCCAGUUCAUAAGAAAGUUCCUGUUCUUUUACACUUAGAAAAACCUAUAGCUGAGUCUUUAGUCAUUCUUGAAUACAUUGAUGAGGUUUGGAAAGAGAACCCCUUGCUUCCCCAACACCCUUAUGAGAGAGCCAAAGCUCGAUUUUGGGCCAAAUUUGCUGAUGACAAGGUUUUGAUGGGAUCAUUUGAAGCUUGCAAAGCUCAAGGAGAAGGGAAAGAAAAACUGAUAGAAUCUGUGCAAGAAGCUUUAGGUUUUCUCGAGAAAGAAAUCGAAGGGAAGAAGUAUUUCGGAGGAGAAAGCAUUGGUUAUCUGGAUUUAGCAUUGGGUUGGAUUCAUUUAUACCUUGAUGUAUGGGGAGAAGUUGGGGAGAUGAAGUUAUUCCAAGAAGAAAAGUUUCCAUGUCUUCAUCAAUGGUCUAAGACUUUUCUUAUGGAAAAUCCAGUCGUGGUUGAGUUAUCUCCCUCGAGAGAAAUGCUCGUCGAGUUAUAUUCUACUUAUAUCGCCUAUCUUCGCUCUUUGGAAGCCAAUAAAUAGUGAAAUAAAUCUACAAGUUAGAUAAUUUGUAUAAUAAAAAUUUGUCAAGAACUUAGUUUUCUUUGUUAAACUCUGUUAUACUUAAACUUUGUUAUAUAUAUAUAUAUAAAGGAUUGCUCAAAA
Cannabis sativa is the source of this 1004-nucleotide messenger RNA. Its product is annotated as probable glutathione S-transferase. The transcript is spliced from 3 exons. Gene Ontology annotation, molecular function: glutathione transferase activity. Gene Ontology annotation, cellular component: cytoplasm. The record is from RefSeq and is a predicted model, not a curated record. Lineage: Eukaryota; Viridiplantae; Streptophyta; Magnoliopsida; Rosales; Cannabaceae. Bases 207 to 881 code for a protein of 224 amino acids. Gene Ontology annotation, biological process: glutathione metabolic process.